This is a messenger RNA of Bacillus rossius redtenbacheri, 9183 nucleotides long. RefSeq names its product chromatin assembly factor 1 subunit A-like. The transcript has 12 exons. The coding region runs from base 220 to 3438 and encodes 1072 amino acids. The record is from RefSeq and is a predicted model, not a curated record. Gene Ontology annotation, cellular component: nucleus; CAF-1 complex. Gene Ontology annotation, biological process: nucleosome assembly. NCBI's taxonomy places the organism in Eukaryota, Metazoa, Arthropoda, Insecta, Phasmatodea, Bacillidae.
AUACUUAUCUUUCCGCGGCGAAGUUUCCCGCUAAAUUUCUGUUAAUGCAACAUUAAUUAAUACCAUCUUUGUUAAGAUUACUGGAGUGAAUAUUAUUGAUAUUGUUUUUUUGGUUAGGUAGGGGUUAUAAUUUUGUGAUCGUACAGUGGUAUUUGCGUUUGAAAGCGCCUACUAGAUUCUGCAUGCAAUCUAUAAACAAUCAGCGAUUGUAAGGAAGUAAUGAAGACAAAGAAAAUGACUGUGGAAGGACAUUCAGCCUGUACAGUGCAAGUCACACCACCAGCCAAGAAACUGAAGCAAGCUCGCUUGCCGUUUCAAGUACUGGCGGCCAGUCCGGCUGGCUCAACGCCUUCACCUUUGUGCAAGUUAGUUAAAAAGAAGCGCAAACUCAGCGAAAGCUCGGAAGAUGUCAAGGUGAAGGUGAAGGUUAUGCGUUCUUGCACAAACAAGAAGCGAGAGUCGAAAGAGAAUGUUCACGACCCUGCAAAGCCCGUGGAGUGUGCCGGUAAAUUGGAAAACAAGAAGAAAGCCAGCGCUACAUCACCCGUUGCACGUUGCUCAAUUGAGCCCAAGAAAUGUGAAACUGAAACAGAGGACAAGACUGAAAACUUGUGUGAUGUAAUUUGCCUCAGCGACUCUGAGAGCGAUGCUUGUGUCGCUGAAGUGCCGGAUGAGAGGAAUGUUCGUAGUUCUAGCGUUAGUAAGAGGGUUUCAUUGCGGGGUCCAAAUAAUUCUCCUAGCUCAAGUAAGAGACAAAGUAGCAGGAAAGGUAACGAAUCAAAGAAGAAAUAUCUGACGCCAGUUGCCAAGCCUAUUGGUGAUUCGCAAACUGCAGAGCAUGAUGGGAAUGAAAGUACAUCAAAAAGUGCUGCAGGAAAAGUUGCCUCGAGGCUUGAAUCGGUUGCUAGCACAGUUGUGGAAAAUGGCAAACUUCUUAAGAAAAAUACUAGCACGAAAUCUGCAGCCAUUAAACUUUACAGUGCUGCGGUCACAGGUAAGUUGUCCCAAGAUGACGACGAUGACAACAUUGUGUUGUCAGAAUCUUCUGAAACCGAGAGUGAUGAAAGUGAAGAUCUUGAUAGCGAAGGAGAAGCAACAGCACAAAAAUCUCCUAGUGAAGCAGAAAUGCACAAAUCACCUGUCAAAGAAGAAACGUGUAAGUCACCGGUUAAUGGAAAAACGCGAAAGUCUUCCGGCAGAGAAAAGGCACAGAAAUCUUCUGAGUCUUCUGAGAAAGACUCUAAAAUUGAAAAAAAUGACCUGUCUGAAACGCAUAAGACACCAUUAAAGAAGACGCCCAGCCCGAGAGUAGCCAAUAUGAGUAAAAGGACUCCAAGACAAGUUCAGAAACAGCUGGAGUCAGAAAAAAAGAAAGAAGAAAAGGCCCGGCAGAAGCAGGAGCGUGAAAAAAGGAGAGCAGAAGAAAGAGAGGAAAAACGGAAGCAAAUAGAGCAAAAGAGGGAACAGCAAAGAAAGGAGAAGGAAGAGAAGGAAGAACAGAAAAAGAAGGAAAGAGAAGAAAAGGAAAAGAAGAGAUUAGCUGAGCUUGAGUUGAAGAAUGAGGAAAGAAAAGCUAAAGAGGAGGAGAGGAGAACCAAGGAGGAGGAAAGGAAGGCGAAAGAGGAGGAGAGGCGGAAACGCGAGGAGCAGAAAAUGCAAGAGAAGAAGCUAAAAGAGCAGGCCGAAGAAGAAGUCAAAAGGAAGAAAGAGAAGGAAGCAGCUGCAUUUACCAGUUUCUUCGUUCCUAAGAAAUCCGAACCAAAGCAGAUGGAGGCACAGCAGAACACAAGGCGAAGCUUUAGGCCUUUCAUGGUGAAGAACGACAUGAGGCUGGCGACGGUGUCGCGCGCAAGCCUGUCCGGCGGCAACAAGCACGAGCUGGAGCGCGCCAUCAGGGAGCAGUCCUGCACGGAGCUGUACCUGCGCGAGCUGAGGAGCGGCAAGAUCACGUCCAGGCGCGACGUGCAGACGUGGCCCCUCAAGGACCUGCAGGACGAGGUCAUGAUCAUAGAUGAUGACAUGGGUGGAAUGGACAGAGACAACCUCGUGAUGGAAUCUCACCCGCCAGUUAACAUUCCUCACCCGAAACUGCUUCAGUUUCACGAGAAUAAGCGGCCUCCUUACUGGGGCACUUGGACCAAGAAAAGUACCUGUGUUGGGCCUCGCAGGCCGUUUGGCAAAGAAGAGAACCUGUUCGACUACGAUGUGGACUCUGACGACGAAUGGGAGGAGGAAGAACCAGGAGAGAGUUUGAAUGGCUCGGAGGACGAGAAAGAGUCUGAAGAUGAGUACGAAGUGGACAAUGACUUCUUUGUGCCUCAUGGUUACCUCAGCGAUGAAGAGAAUUUCGAAGAAGAAGAGGGAGGACAGUCUCCAGAAACAAUGAAGGCUAAGUUGAAGCUUCUGGCAAUUGAGUUUGAAGAAGAGAGAAUGCAAAAAACUCAGCGACUGAAACCUGGUCUAAUUGGCUGUAUCUGGACUCGCGGUUCCACCGCCUCUACUAAAGUCGGGGAGCAGAUGAGGCAGUUUCUGGCUGCAUGGCGAGCCGUGUACCAAAGCAAUGGCCCUAUAGAACUGUCGGUGCCCGACGAAGAAGCCUGUCCGAGGAGUCCCAACUCUGAAGCCAAACCACCGGGUAACCAGUCAUCUGCCAAGCGCCGUAGGCGUGUCAAGUUUCCUGAAAGUGCACUUCCUGACCUCGUGAAGUUAAUUCAUGGGAACAAAAAUAGUCAGAACUUUCUGUUGAGAGAAUUCCUUGCCCACUGGCUGAAACAGCGCAGUUUGGAAACGGCGAGCAACAAGUGCGACGAGGAGGUGUUGCCGGCACCUGAGAGUGCCCCCGUCCUGUCGAAGAAGAGCAUCUUGAACAAAAUAAAGGAAAUAGCCACUUGGCAGCAGUGCCCGGAGGAAGGAACGAUGCACGGUCAGAUGUGUUGGUACGUGUCGAGCGAAACGCGCUCUGCUCUCGGGCUGUCCGACCUGAAGGUCCUGAACAUGUGGGAGUACAACUUGAAGCGACGCAGGCUGGCGGACAACGGCGAGAAAGUGAAUUCGCCCGUCUCUUGUGCUGGCGCGGCAGAUUCGAGCCACAGAUCCUGUCCCAACUCGGGCCAGCUCAUAACCAAGUUCACCAAGGUUCUCUCGGAGAAGGAGCGCCAGAAACAGCUCUCACCGAUAGCUGCCAAGAGCGAACGUGACACUGCCACUAAAACUAAAAGGAAAAUAAUUUUUCCCGUUGCUGAUUCGCCAUCUAGCCUGCCAUCGAGUCGCAAGAAAGUACAAUUGACAAGUCUGCCCAAAUCUUCUCACAGCCUCGUGAAAUACCUUAAGUCCCCAAAAAAUUCAACAGCAUCUAUGAAGCCUGAAAAUUCUCCUGAAGUGCAGUCUCAGAGCAAUGAAGAAGCAGCAGCAAUUGGAGACUGUAUUAUAAUAGAUUAAAAUUAAGUACUUUAAAUCCUAUAAAGUUUAUUAUAAAAUUAAUGUAGAUUUUAUACGUACAUAUUCAGUUAUUCAAUCAAAUAUCUUAACAUGUUUGCUGGUGAUAGUCAUUUGUAAUAUACUUGCUGUAAAUGUAGUCAGGGAAAACAACAGCUAUGUAGUUUGUGUGUUAUAGUUAUGAUUCCUGUAUAGUAAUAAUAUAUUAGUUGUAAAUACCUAAUAUAUCUUUAGUAACAACUAAGUUAUGAUUCUAAAAGGUGUCUUAAAGCCAUUAACAUAACUAUUAAUCCUAUCACUUGCAAUGCUCAGUUUAAACUGGUUUGAUCAUUAUUCUGACUGUGCAAUGAAGGGAAGUCCUACAAGUAAAGUUAUGGAAUCUCUCACACACACAAAAAAAAUAUUUGCUUGUCUUUCAGAAUGUUGAGUAGUCUUAUUACUUCUAACAUGCAAUGUAUUAUUGCCUUUUGGUGUUGGAAAUUUUUAUGAAUGCCAAAUUUAAGUCAUUACUAGAGACCUGUAAAAUUUGCGGAUUCAUUUCGCGAUAGGAUAGAGUCCAAAUACUUUUGACAGUAUUUUGCUUCAGUGAUUGAGCCACAGUUUAUCUGAAGGAUUCUGGGCCAACAGAAGAAUUAGCGAAUCACGAUCAUUCCAGUCAACAGGUGUCACGAGUCGGUAACCAAUCAGCAGAUGUAAUUUGCACGAGUGCAUGGAGGAUCAUGGAUUCUAUCCUUUAGGGGUUUGAAAUCGCUAGGGACCGGAAAAAUUUGUGGGUUCAAUGACCUAUAAGAUGAACUCCACAGUUCUACGUACACUCGGUCAAAUGUCACCCACUCAUUGGCUGCUGUCUUGUGAGACGUCCCAACGUAGCAGCCUGUGAUUUGAAAAAGCUUUGGCCGGGUGUUUCUCAUUGGCUCAUAGUCAUCCAGGUGAGUUGUGAGCCAAUAGCAGAGGCAGCACUGAUGUAUAACUGUUUGUAUUUUAGCCUAUCGCGAAAUGAAUUUGCGAAUUUUCCCGGUCUCUAGAAAUCGCGAAUUUUACAGGUCUCUAGUCAUUACUAGUAAAAAUUGCAACAAAAUUUACUCAGGUAUCAGCAGUUUGCCUCUUUUGCUGUGAAGUAGAGUAAUAAAAUAAUUUUGCCAGUGCAUUGAACCCUUCAGUUUAUUCAUCUACUGAGUGGACAGUUCAUAUCUCUAUGAUACCUGGAGUUUAUUAAACCUUUAAUGUAUGAGUUAAGGUGUGCCUGCAUUCUAGUGGACAUAAUUCUUUAUGGUUAUGAAAUAAAUAAUUAUACAUUAAUAUUAUUACUACACCGUAAUAUUAUUACCACACACAAAUUUUAACACUUAAUGGUAAAUCACAUAAAAUAAACGAUGCACAGAUUUACCUAAAACAUUUUUUAGUCAAUAGAGAAUUUUUUUUUUUUUUUUUUUUAAGUUACGGUGACUCAAUAUGUGCUGAAAACAUUCAGACUGUAUUCAAAAUCGUCCCACACUUUGUUAAAUGUGUCAAUGGUCUCAACCACUGUGAUUCGCUUUCUCAGAUCCGGCAAAGAUAGCAGGAGUGAUGGCACGAAUGCUUUGUCUUUGACAACCCCUUAGAAAGAAAUCGCAUGGGGUUAAUUCUGAUGAUCGCGGUGGCUAUCUGCCCCACACCGCAUCAUCGACACUUGCACGAAUGAGCCAUCUCUCAGGAAGAUGUGUGUUUAGGUGUUCCCUUACAGCCAUGUGGAAGUGUGACGGGGCACCAUCUUGUUGGAAGAUUACAUUUUUUUGAAUCUUCUCCCAAUUGAGGUAGAAGCCACAAGGUAAGCAUGUUGAAGUAUGAAUGACCUGUGACAAUUUUUUCAAUGAAAAAGAGUGGCUUGUAAAUCUUCUUCCUCGACAUGCCAUAAUACACGUUCACUUUCAGGGAAUCUCUCUCAUGCUCAAUGGUGACAUGAGGAUUUUCUGUUCGCUAAAAAAACGUUUUGGCUUUUGACUUGGCCAUUCGUGUGGAAUUUGGCCACGUCUAUGAAAAUUAAUCUCAUGGAUAGGUUGUUAUUCUCGAUCCUCACAAGCACCUCAGAAAAGAAUGUAGAAACAAAAUCACACCGAUUACCAACUGCAUGCUAUAUUUAGGCCACUAGCUGAAGGAGUGGUGCUGGGACGCCAAUGGUUUGCUUUUCUUCGAUCUUUCUUUAUCAUAUUGUAAGUUUCGUGUGGAAGAUACCUGCUUUUUAAAAUAUUACCUUUGAUUCCGUAUUUAUUUACCCAAAAGUCCCAUUCUAAACUCUGAGAAAAGAACUCUGUAGUUUUUAAUUAUUUUUUCUAGUUAAAUGCUUAUAAUGGAGAUAAUUAUAGGACAUUAUAAAUACUCUGGAGGUUUUUGUAAAAUAUUAUCCCUAGUACUGACAUUGUUAGUUAAUCAUUAUUUAUUCUUACAACAAAAGUACUAAUAAAUGUAGCAAUAUUUUCAGUGAAAUAUUUUAACUAUUGAUAAGCUGUGACUGAUAACUUGUUUACUGUAAUGGAAAGAAAAAGUUGUCAUGAAUGUAAAAUGGCUACUGAACUGGGCUGUUUUGUUUAUUGCAGUGAGGCACCAUUAAUAACUUAGUCAUGAUUGACCAAAAUAAAUGCUGUGUUACAAAGACUAUAAAAGAAACAAAUUAGAAAAUUGCUGAAGAAGCAAGUGUAACAAAUUUUUUUACUUCUAAUUCAAAUUACAAAAAAAAAAAGUGUGUGCGUGGAGUUCAUACACGACAGAGUUUAAAGUAUGCUGCAUCAUUUCUUCUUCUCCCCUGCCGUCUUCUCCUCUACCGGUUCCCCCACCACCACCACCACCACCACAUAACUAACUAUUCCCCUCAUCUUACGGUUCCCCUACCUCGUUCCUAACUAUUCUCCUUAUGCGAUCAGAAUUUUUUUAACGCUCGAAAAUUGUAGGCCCUUCAGCAAAGAACUUUCACUUCAAAAUAUUAUUUUUUCUUUUAAUUCAGGUAUACAACUUUACAUGCUAAAAUACUUUCUUCCGGCAACAUGAUUUCCUAUUUCCCAGGGUUUUUUUGACGUGAUAACGUCUUAUAAAUCGAUGAACGCCGGCCGCAUGCACAAAAAUGUGUCACGUUCCACCUGAGCCGAGCGUGCAAGAACCAGCCAACCUCCGUGCGAGAAAACCUUCUAUAAUAUCAAACAGGUUAAGGCGGGCUUUUUAACUAAUUGUUCAUGAUUAUAUUUAAACAAAUUAUUUAAAUUAAAUUUGCAAAAUCUGUAAAUAAUAUUUGAAAAUUAAAAAGUAAACAAUUUUUCAUCAGUGUUUUCUUAUGACAUCACGUAAAAUUAUUGUCCGUAAACCAACUUUACUGACAACCCCCUUUUUUUUUAUCAUUUGUGGUUUUUCAGUAGCCGUAAUUGGUCGCAACUGCAAACCUUUGAUCAUUAUUUCAAUAUAUGUCUUUUUCACAAAAACACACACUGAUAAUCCACAAUGAAGAGGUUUGGUAAGAAACAAGUCUUGGAGCUUGAUGGAACUUGUGCUAUGCAGCAUUGCCAUGUGGCAUUGUAUGGUUUUUAAUAAGCUAUGCACCAUGAUUUUAAAAAUUUAUUUUACGAAAAAUUAUGUUUGGUUUAUUGAAGAAAACUACAGUACUAAAUGUGCUCCAAUUAUCUUAUUUUCUUAUAAACUGUGAAACUGCACCUUAUUUUGAUUUAAUACAAUUUUUAAACAAAUUGCACUGUUUAUCAUGAAAAAUAUUCAAGAACGCAUAUUAAGAAAUAAAAAUUGAAUACAUAAACCCACAGAUAACAAGCCUAAAUCAGCUAUGUCAAACAGAUACACCAGUUGAUGUACCUAAACAGAUAUUGUGGACAACACCAAUACAGUAGGUUUUCUAUGACAAAACAGUUGUGAAUUUUUGGUAAAUGGCAUAUGUUCCCAUCAUCAGGCACAGACAGACUGGCAUCAGACAAGCAUCAGUCUGUGCCUGAUAUUGUCGUGUUGUCUAUAAUAUCUGUUUAUCUUCAUUGUUGUGUUCAUAUAUUUGCUGCAUUAUACAGCUUUUUUGUCGGCCUGCAUUUACUAUUGUUGAACUGUCUCAUGAUUUUUAGCCCAUUGUGUUUGUGUGUGCUGUUAUUAUUUUUUCUCGACUAAAUUCCUUCCACGGAAUUUUUGUGCUGUCUGAUAUUUAAGUUUAAAUGUGUGUGUCUGUGAUGUCUUUGUAUUGUCCAUAAUACCUGUUUGGGUACACAGUUUGGUUUAUCUGUUUUACGUAGCUGAUUUAGGCUUGUUUUCUGUGUGUUUUGUGUUUCCAUUUUUAUUGCUUAAUUUGCGUUCUUGAAUUUUUUCCAUGACAAACAGUGCAAAACUGCAAUGGCAUAUGUCCAAGAAAUUGUAUUAAAUCACACCUUGGUGUGCUGAUGGUAGGCCAAUUUACAGCCCAGUUGUUCACUUAUUUUGGUCUACUCAAUGGCUACAUCUGCACAGAGAGUUAUCAUUUACUGUUAAAUUAUAUUUCUUAAAUAGGUCAAAUUUUUUUUGUGGGAUACUUGUAAACAUGAAACAUGACUGUCCCUUCUGGUUAAAUUAGUGACAUUUGAACAUAAUUUUUAGUUAAAGGGUGUGAAGGUUAAUUAUGGAAAAAUAUUUGAAAAAGUAAUGUUUUACUAAACUACUCAAGUAAAUUCAGUUCUUAAAUUUGCAUAAAAUAUAAUUUUAAAGAAAACUAGUGAAGUGAGCAGUUUUGAACCAUGUAAUACAUAUGCAAAUAUGGCCACUUUUGUGAUUUUUUUAGUUAUAUGGAUGAAAACAUGUAUAUAUAUAUAUUUUUUAAUUUAUGUUUAUCUAGACUAUUACACUCUGAUAAAAAAUAACUUUCGUAGGUCUGUAUUAUUUAAUAUGUUUCCACAAAUUUGUGCUUAUAGGUAAUUUUCCAGAUGAAAGGUAUGAAGCCAAUCCUACUAUGUCUUGUCAAAAGCAGCUUGGAAAGUGAGAGCUCUAGGAAAGAUUUUUAUACAAAUUAAAUUUUUUUAUAUUAUUUUGUAUUUUGUAGAUAACUAGUCCAUUAUCUAAUAUACAAAAAAUUGGAAAUAAUUUAAUUUAAUAUUUGCAUAAUCAACCCAAGUUAUUGUUUCUAUUUUGUUGGUAACCUGUUCUAUCUAGGUAGUUUAUUAAGGAAUAAAUUUCAGCCAGAAGUGUAUUACUAAAAGUGUCUUGCGUGUUUUAAUGUUAAAACAUUUUUAUCUAGAGAUUUAUGGUUUCCAUAAACUACUGAAUAUUCAACAUAAUAUUUUUAGUGUAGAUAAAGCUAUUUCUGUUAACAUUUAUCAUUUACUUACUAAUAAAUUAAGAAAUGUAUUUAUAAGCUGGUAUAUAUGCUUUGUAUGGAACUAUAUUUUCACUUUUUUGUGCUUUGUAAACGAACCUUUUACUAUUAUAAUAGCAAAGAAAUUUUUACACUGGCUGUAGGAAACUUCGUUUCCAUUUUUUUUUUAGUUAGGACAUUGUCACUUUGUACAUGUAGAUAUAUACGAUUGUGCCUUUUCAUACUCUGGAAUAAAUUUAGAUUUUUAUAUGAAUUAAUGUAAAGUACAUUAGUUUUAGAACCUAAAGGUUUAAAUGAAGUUUAAUUCUUAGAAUAAAAUGUUUUUGUUUUAAUUUUGCAUUUUAAUAUUGAUUGGUUUGGACAAAGCUUCUGAGAGCUCUGUUUCAGGGAAACAAAUAGUAAGGGCUGCUCAAUGUCAUUGUCUCAAAUAAAAAAUUUUCAACCUUGAA